AUGGCCGGCACCCGGUACAUGGAGUGGGCCUCACCGCUGAUUACCAGUUUCCUCGGUCCCUCAGUCAAGGAGAUUCUCUUUGUGCCCUUUGCCGGCGUGACCAUCACCUGGGACGAGUACAGCAAGAAGGUCCAGGAGGCUCUGCCCAGCUACACCGUGAAGCCCAUUCACCAGACCGGGGAUGGUGGCCGGGCUGCAAUGGUCGAGGCGGUGAAGAAGGCCGAGGCCAUCAUGAUCGGCGGUGGCAACACCUUCCACCUGCUCUACAAGCUGUACGAGUUCCAGCUGCUCGACGCCAUUCGUGAUCGCGUCCUGGGCGCCAGUAAGACUCCCUACAUCGGCUGGUCGGCAGGCUCAAACGUGGCCGGACCUGAUAUCGGAACUACAAACGACAUGCCCAUUAUCUGGCCGGAGAGCGACCGAGCACUGAACCUAGUGCCGUACAAUCUGAACCCUCACUUCAACGAGUGGAAGCCGCCCAACUACCAGGGCGAAGUUCGCGGUGACCGCCUCAACGAGUGCGUCCUCCUCAAGAAGAGACCCAUCGUCGCUCUGGCCGAAGGUGUGGCCAUCAAGGUGGAAGAGGGCAAGCACCAGCUGCUGGCGCCGCCACUCUCCAGCGACCCUAAUGCCGAAGAACGGACCGUCAAAGUGUGGACGCACGAGAAUGGCCAAACGCAGAUCACCCAGCUCAGCCUGCAGGACGAGCUGACGGAGAAGAUAAGCUCAAUUGCCAAGUAA
Rhagoletis zephyria (snowberry fruit fly) is the source of this 741-nucleotide messenger RNA. The record is from RefSeq and is a predicted model, not a curated record. NCBI's taxonomy places the organism in Eukaryota, Metazoa, Arthropoda, Insecta, Diptera, Tephritidae.